AUGAGCGAUAACGUCGACUGGUAUAGAAACCAGGUCAUUUUUCUGACUGGGGGUACUGGUAACUUAGGGGCAUGUCUACUCUACAAGCUCUCACUUCAGCUGCCCACGAAAAAGAUCUUCAUCCUCUGUCGCGGGUCGGUGCGCCGUGCAGUUGAAAAACUGGAAACCGCAAUGCCCGAGUAUCUCGACCUCAUCCUAGAUACACGCAAAGUUCAGUUUAUAUCACCAGACCUUCAGCGCCUCCGUGACGAGGUCACAGUGGUCCUCGACUCAGUCGGCGACAUUUCACUCCAACGAUCACUCCCAGCGUCGAUACAGGUCAAUUGUGUCGCUCACUUGGCGUUGAUGGACCUCUGUAGGAGCUUCAGUCACCUUCAAACAUUCCUGCACCUCUCGGCUACGUCCCGUCUGUACCCAGUACGUGACAAUGAGCCGGAACCAAAUGCGCAGCUCUCGACUAUCCAGGAAACAGGGGGGUCAGACUUGGAAGACGCCUUCCCAGCUCCGUAUGCCUUGGCCAAACAUAUUGCGGAGAGGGUAAUCCUCAGCCAGGCCGACUGGCCUUUUCUCGUUCUCAUCGUGCGGCCAUCGCUGUUCAGUCCUGCCUUGCGCGACCCGUAUCCACUAUACGGAUCAAACGAGUCAAUCCUAAUCAAGGCCUUGGGCAUGAGCAUGGGCUCCCACUGGUCUCCCUCCCGACUGCUACAGGAACUGGGAGAACAGACCAUCCUGGAUGAGAUCCCCGUUGACCUGGUGGUCAACACCUGCUUAGCCCACCUUGCAGCCGGGUCGGGCGGGAUCGUGCACGCCGCUGCGAACCUUUAUAUGCCACGGAAGCUUGGUGAUGUCACUAUCCAGUGCCACCGACACCUACCCGCUGAUCUAACUGAGAUGGUUUCUAGAGGUGGCGACGCUACAGGUGCCGCACAUCUGGGGCCUGUGUUCUUCCGCAUGUUGCUGCAGCAUGCUCGAGAUUGGAGGAUAGAAUGCCCCCGGUCUCAGCAUCUGCAAAGGAUCAGUGAUCCUGCACUAGGGCUCAACCUCGAAGGACAUGACUUCGAGGCUUUUAUGCAGCAGCGCUGCGAACUGAUGGCGAAAAUCAUUGCGCGCCGGCUAAACCAGGCCAGACAGUCGAUCUCGUUGUCUUGA
Molecule: messenger RNA, 1149 nt
Organism: Aspergillus campestris IBT 28561
Lineage: Eukaryota; Fungi; Ascomycota; Eurotiomycetes; Eurotiales; Aspergillaceae
Exons: 3
Coding region: 1-1149 (382 amino acids)
Biological process (GO): long-chain fatty-acyl-CoA metabolic process
Cellular component (GO): peroxisome
Molecular function (GO): alcohol-forming very long-chain fatty acyl-CoA reductase (NADP+) activity
Source: RefSeq, a predicted model, not a curated record